GAUCUAUUCAACAAAAACAAGAUGCGCUGUUGGGAAAGUUCUGGUCUCGUGUUCGUUCACGAUGGAGAUGCUUUACAAGACGUGCGAUGAAUGUCAGUUGCGAAAAGUCCGCUGCAUCAGUUCACAAAGCUCCGGAUCCAAGGGCUGUGACAACUGUGCCGUGAGUCUAUCUAAGCGACAUGAGUCAAGUACACUUGAGUGAUUGACUGGAUUCAAUCAUUGUAGAAGCGAGGUUCUCUGUGCCACUUCAGUCGUAGAAGGAGGCAAAGGCGAGCAAGGCUUCCUCUGGGGAAAGAUGUCCCAGGUAGAGUGUAACCAGCUUUUGUGGCUACCGAGAACAGCGUUGAACGUAUGCUAGAAAAAACAGACAAUGUCAAACCGCUCUCUACUGUCCAUGCUGUAGACGCUACAGCUCAAUCAAUCAAAUAUACGACGUUCUCCAAGAAUAUCAUCAAGCCGGAGACCCCACAAAUACUGACUGACCACCAGCAUCAGUCUGUAGAAUGUCCAACUACUUAUGUAGAUAUGGUUCUGCGUGGUUAUCGCUCCAGUAGUCGUGGGUCUACCGAGGCUUCGCUAGUGAAGGUAUGAUAGAGAUAAGCCCUAUCCAAGUUCAUGGUUUUAAUAGUCCCAUGUCUAGUCUCAUAACAUCUAUGUUGGAAGCUCAGGAUUGGCCUUUUUUUCUGAGAGCAGAAUCGACUCCAUAACCGCUCGUUUAGGACAUAAUAGGUUCCAGCAAGCUAUGGAAAACAUAUCAAAUUGCGUUAAAUCAUUCAUUGAGCCAAUACAUCCACCCGGCAGUUUGGACGGAGAGAGCAAGGAGACUACUGAUUUCGUGAAACUGUCUCCCGAGCUAGCAAAUUCUUAUAUUGAAGCCUUCUUUAAAUCUGCACAUCCUUCGUACCCAUUUCUUGAUCGAAGACAAUUCGAAACGAACAUUUUCGAACAUGGAGCAGAGAGCAUAUUCGAUACUAGCCCAUCGCUUUUCGCUUUAUACUAUGCUGUAUUGGCUAUUGGGUGUCAGUAUGAGGGAGGUGACAGUUUCAAGCUUGAAAACUGCCUAGCACAGAAACUAUUCCGGGUUUCCCUCACUUGUUUGCCACGAAUUGUAAUGCGAACGGAAGGACUUCUCAGCCUUCAAGCACUGGUCGCGAUGGCCGUUUUUGCCCAAAGUGUGUCCUGUAUUCGGUACGGAAACAUGCUUAUCACCGAGGCUGCGAGGAUGGCGGUAUAUCUUCGAUACAAUCGGCCAGUGCGAAAUGGCGAAGAUGCAGCACAAUGCGCAAGAGCAUUCUGGUUGGUGUACAUCUUGGAGAAAUUGUCAUCAUUCGUAUGCUAUCGCGCCUCAAUUCUGGACGACGAAGAUAUUGGUAUCGCCUUUCCCGGCAGCCUGGACCCAUUGUGUGGAGGCUUCGAUUAUUUUCUGGCGAUGGCGCGAUUUGCUCGCCUUUUGUCGAUAACAUACGGGUCGCUUUUUACAAUCAGUGCGACGACGCUCAGUCAUGAGACUAUACAUGGCGCCAUUGACAAGUUGAUCGAGGAAGUCGAAGGAUGGAAGAGCACCCUCCCAAGAUUGUUUAAUCCAGACUAUCCUUUCAGACCGAUGGAUUUCAAUAACAGCUUAUGCUUGAACGCCUCUUUGCGACUGCGCUAUCGUUAUUAUAGCAUCGUCAUGGCCUUGAGCAGACUUGGCUCGCUGACUUAUACUUCUAAGCAGCAGAGACUAGCGAAAUACCGCAGUCUCGCCUGUGAUUCUGCUCGUAACGUCAUCGAACUUACGACACACAUCGAUAUUCACCCUACAAUGCCAAAUUGGUACCUGGUCGUGAUGCCAAUUUCGGCUUGUUUUGUUCUCUUCGACUUCGUUAUCAACAAUCCAGCUCAUGCCGAAACGGGCAAAUUCCUUUCUUUAUUGGGAAUUGUGGCAGGCUACUUUAAUCGGUUGGAAUUCUGCACAGACGGAGUUGUUAGAAGUACCGCUGCUGCCGAAAUAGCUGAGAUGGCUCGUCAAUUCAUCGCCGGUAAAGAGAACAGGGCAGAGCCAUCCAUGAUGCAAGCAUCAGAUGGUUUGCAAGAAAGAACAAAGUCCGGAGUAAGCAAGGAUCAGGACGAAUUCUGGGAUGCGGUUGAUAAUCCCAUGUCUGAAUUGGAUUUGUCUUCGUCGAGCUACAUCGACUUCUUUCAAGGAUCUGAUCUGAACUCGUUCUGGGAAAUUUUGUGGUGAAUCUGGACAAAAUGAGAUGUGCAAUUAUUAUUUGAUCACGGAAAGCCUGUCUGUGUCAAAGGGCUUGUAUUUUCGCAUCGUCUAUCGCAACUUAUAAAUAUUAGCAGGCGGUACACAGAAGUAGGGAUCGUUUUGAGCAAGUUAUAUUGGACGGUGCCCAAAGACCGGGAAUAAGAUGAAUGCACGUACGCAACAUGAGCCGCGCCUUGGAUGAUCGACAAACACAUGAUUACGAUUGAGAGGAGAGGAUCAAAUCGAUGUUUGACAAUACCCAUGUAAGAAUGGGCACCGACUGUGGUUAGCAUACAUAAAAGUGUCAAAGACGCUGAAAUUUGCCUGUGGAUAUUUUAACUGUCGCAGCUCUGCACAAUCUGUGCUCAUUCUCCGAAACACCGGUAUGGCUGUCUGUCUCUGCUGAAAGUGGUAAUUAUCGCUAGUGUUACCGCACUUUGGCCAUCACGAGAAGAAUCCGGGCAAAACGUCGUUCUAUGACGUGAGAUUGGAUCACCCUCCUUACCUUGUACGCUCUCUACUUUAUCUAGGAACACAAGAGUUAUCUCUUCCUUUCUUGCAUGUAGUAUGAAUCCAACAGCUCUCACAUCCCC
Messenger RNA from Verruconis gallopava, 2829 nucleotides. RefSeq lists its product as hypothetical. The coding region runs from base 743 to 2224 and encodes 493 amino acids. Gene Ontology annotation, molecular function: DNA-binding transcription factor activity, RNA polymerase II-specific; DNA binding; zinc ion binding. Gene Ontology annotation, biological process: regulation of DNA-templated transcription; DNA-templated transcription. The transcript is spliced from 9 exons. NCBI's taxonomy places the organism in Eukaryota, Fungi, Ascomycota, Dothideomycetes, Venturiales, Sympoventuriaceae. The record is from RefSeq and is a predicted model, not a curated record.